ACUUCUUCUCCUGCUGUGUGCCAGGCUGUGCUUCGGUCGCUCCAAACAUGGCCUCCAUGUCGGAGCCGCUUCAACUUUAAUUUGUCUGCAGGUUUGCUCCUCCAGCGCGCCUCUCCGUGUCUCUCGGCCCUCGGCGGCCAAAGGAAUGUUUCCCGGGGACACGUGGCCCCGGCUGACCCGCGGAGCAGAGCUGAUCUCCGGGAGGAUCUCUGCCAACUGAUCGGUUGAAGUUUGAUCAAAGCUGGAGAAGAAGAAGAGAAUCUCAUCUAAGCAAAUGCCAUCUGAGGCUCAGUCUCAGGAGCCUCGGGACAGAGGACCGGCCCCGCCCGUCACCCGGGCCGGACGCAGCGCUCAGCUGGCCAAAGAGGCUGCCAUAAGCUCCGCCCUCGAGAGGCGGUCUCGUGGGCGACCUCGGAAAGAUGGGAGCAGCGGACGCUCUCCUCCUCCACCUCCUCCUCCUCCACCUCCUCCACCUCCCAAAUCAAGGAAGAAGGGGCGCAGUCGAGGCCGAGCCCAGGUAGAGGAUGAGGAGAGCAUGGACGCCCCGGAGAAGAAACCCCCCCAGAAGACAGAGGUGAAGUCAUCAGGACGUCGUCGGUCCACCUCCAGGAGAAAAUCCAACACAAAUCCCGACCCAGAGCCUGAACCUGAAGCCCCUCCCCCUCCCCCUGACCCCCCCACCCCAGAACCAGCUCCCAGCGCUGAGGAGGAGGAGGAGGAGGAGGAAGAGGAAGAGGAGGAGGACCGGACCAGCCCUGCUCCUGCCGCUCCGACCCCCGGACCUGCUCCCAGUCCCGGGGAACAACCACGAGUCAGUCCGUCCCCGGAGCCCGGCCCGGUCCACAGCCCCGCCCCCGUAGAGGACGGCUGUCCCAGCACGGUUCCCAUGGAGACGGAGGGGGGCGGGGCCAGCCCCGGCCUCAGUCCCUGCUCCAGUCCUCCGGUUUCCCCCUGUCUCCGACUGGAGGACGAGGACUCGCUGUCCCCCCUGUUCCAGCUGUCGGAGGACUCCGGGGGCUCGCCCACCCCCAUCCUGGGACACACCAAAAAACGUCUGAAGCAGUGUGCCUUCUGCCUGGGUGGGGAGGAGCCUCCUCUGGGGCAGGGCCGCCUGGUGGUGUUCGGGCCCACGCCGGGCUACAUCCCGCUCCACAUCCUCAACCGCCGCGCCUCCUCCGACCGCGACAACGACUGCCACGACCACUGCUACCGCGGCAACCAGGCCCCGCCCACGUGCAGCAGUCCAGAACAGUGUGAGUCUUCCUCAGAGUUGGUGGAUCAGCUGGGACCGAUCGGCCUCCCACAUGACAUCAACGUCCAAUCACUGUUCGACCCCACAGGUCAGUGCUGUGCCCACCUCCAGUGUGCGUCCUGGUCAGAGGGGGUGUGUCGUGGCGAGGGCCAAUCACUGCUCUAUGUGGACAAAGCCAUCGACUCAGGAAGCACGCAGGUGUGUGCGUUCUGCCGUCGCCUCGGAGCGUCGCUGCGGUGCCGGGAGGCCGGCUGUGGGCGGAGCUUCCACUUCCCCUGUGCUGCUGCCGCCGGAGCUCUACAGGACUGGACCCAGAGACACACACUGUGUACCAGACACACACACUCAGUGUCCUCUCAGUGCGUGCUGUGUUCGGGUGCCGGUGAUGUCAGCGGCCUGUUGAUGUGUUGUUGCUGUGGCGACUGUUACCAUGGCAGCUGCCUCGACCCCCCUCUGGCCCCCACCCCUCUGUGCCGGGCCGGCUGGCAGUGUCCUCAGUGUAGAGUGUGUCAGAGCUGCAGGUUGCGAGGGGAUGACGGUGUGUUGCUGGUGUGUGAGCGCUGUGAUAAAGCCUACCACACACACUGUCUCACACCACCUCUGGAUCACACACCGAGCCACAGCUGGAGGUGUAAGAACUGCAGAAUCUGCCGCCGCUGUGGUGUGAGGUCAUCGGGCCAGUGGGCCAAUCACCCGUUCCUGUGUGAGUCAUGUGACCCGGCCCUGCCCUGCCCUCUCUGUGACCAGGCCCCCGACCGCUCCACGCCACAGGACCGUCUCACCUGCACCAGCUGCUACAGGUGUGUCCAUACAGAGUGUAUCGUCCAGGCUGGGGAGGGCAGGGCAGGGUCCGAAGAAUACGUCUGCUCCACCUGCAGGCCUCAGGAGGAGGAGGAGCCCAUGCCACACACUCCACUUCCAAACAGUCCUGCCUUGGCCCCGCCCCUCAGUCCCACACAGACCAUUAACAUUUCCCAGCAUCUAAGUCACACAGAGGCUCCCCCCAUCAGUCCUACUGCUCAUAGCCCAGUCCAGCUCCUCUGCUCAGAGCCUCCACAGAGUCCACCAGAGACCCUCUUCACACCAUCGCAGCAAAGUCUUAUGCCACCCCACCCUGAACCCACAGAGCUCCCACAUUGUCCUGCACCACCAGACCCUGAACCCACAGAGCUCCCACAUAGUCCUGCACCACCAGACCCUGAACCCACAGAGCUCCCACAUAGUCCUGCACCACCAGACCCUGAACCCACAGACCUCCCACAUAGUCCUGUUCUACCAGACCCUGAACCCACAGAGCUCCCACAUAGUCCUGUUCUACCAGACCCUGAACCCACGGAGCUCCCACAUAGUCCUGCACCACCAGACUCUGAACCCACAGAGCUCCCAUAUAGUCCUGUUCUACCAGACCCUGAACCCACAGAGCUCCCACAUAUUCCUGUUCUACCAGACCCUGAACCCACAGAGCUCCCACAUAUUCCUGUUCUACCAGACCCUGAACCCCAAGAGCUCCCACAUAGUCCUGUUCUACCAGACCCUGAACCCACAGAGCUCCCACAUAGUCCUGCACCACCAGACCCUGAACCCACAGAGCUCCCACAUAGUCCUGCACCACCAGACUCUGAACCCACAGAGCUCCCACAUAGUCCUGCACCACCCCACCCUGAACCCACAGAGCUCCUACAUAGUCCUGCACCACCAAACUCUGAACCCACAGAGCUCCCACAUAGUCCUGCACCACCAGACUCUGAACCCACAGAGCUCCCACAUAGUCCUGCACCACCAGACUCUGAACCCACAGAGCUCCCACAUAGUCCUCCACCACCAGACUCUGAUACCACAGAGCUCCCACAUAGUUCUGUUCUACCAGACUCUGAACCCACAGAGCUCCAACAAAAUUCAGAGCCAUCUCAUCCUGGUCUAACAAGGCUCCAACAAAGUCCUGCACCUUCUCUCUCUGAUUCCACUGAGAUCCCACAUAGUCCUGCACCACCAGAAUCUGAACAUACAGAGUUCAAACAUAGCCCUGCUCCAUCAGACUCUGAACCCACAGAGCUCCCACAUAGUCCUGCACCACCAAACCCUGAACAUAGAGAGCUCAAACAUAGUCCUGCACCACUAGACUCUGAACCCACAGAGCUUCAACAAAAUUCAGAGCCAUCUCAUCCUGGUCCAACAAAGCUCCAACAUAUACCUGCACCUUCUCUCCCUGAUUCCAUCGAGCUCCCACAUAGUCCUGCACCACCAGACCCAGAACAUACAGAGCUCCCACAUAGUCCUGCACCAUCCAAACCUGAACCCACAGAGCUCCAAGAUAGUCCUGUACCACCAGAUCCAGAACAUACAGAGCUCCCAUAUAGUCCUGCACCAUCCAAACCUGAACCUACAGAGCUCCAAGAUAGUCCUGCACCACCAGACCCUGAACUUACAGAGCUCGAACGUAGUCCUGCAGCACCAGACCCAGAACAUACAGAGCUCCAACAUAGUCCUGUUCCACCCAAAUCUGAACCCACAGAGCUACCACAUAGUCCUGCCCCACCAGACCCUGAACCCAUGGACCUCCAAAAUAGUCUUGCACCAUCCAACCCUGAACAUACAGAGCUCAAACAUAGUCCUGCACCACCAGACCCUGAACCCACAGUGCUUCAACAAAAUUUAGAGCCAUCUCAUCCUGGUCCAACAAAGCUCCCACAUAGUCCGGCACCUUCUCUCCCUGAUUCCACAGAGCUCAAACAGAGUCCUGAACGAUCUCACUUUAAUCUAACGGAGAUGCAACAAAGUCUUGCAUCAUCUCAUCCUGAUUCGACAGAGCCCAAACAAAUUCCUACCCAAUCGCAACCUGAUCCCGCAGACCUCCGCAAAAGUCCUUCACCAUGUCACCCUGACUCUACAGAGCUCCAACAAACUUCAUCACCAUCUCAAUCUGAUCCUGCAGAGCUCCAGGAAAGCCAGACUUCAUCUCAAGUCAGUCCAACAGAUCUUCAGCAAAACCCUACCCAUGUGACUUUGUUGCAGGCUCAGUAUAGUUCUUGUCAUCUCAGUUACACCUCUUCUAACCCGAACCAGAACUCCACCGAGGAUCAGCUCUUGGCUACAGAAUCUCAGCAGAGUGGGCGUGAGCCUGAGCAGAGCCCUCCACCACACAGUCCUGCAGGGGACGACUCCACGCAGCUUGACACACCGCGUAGUCCUGCUAGCAUCACCGACACACAGCUUCAGCACAGUCCCCCACAAAGACAACAUACUUCUAUGCCACAUAGUCCUGCACAAGAUGGCACAUCACCUGCACAGAGUCCCACACAGGAUGCUGAACGUACACUGGACCAGGAGAGCCCUGGAUCAAGCAGCCCUGCUGAGCUGCGAUGUGAGCCUGCACAGAACCUUUCUACACUGGACCAGGACCUCCCAUCUGCUGCCGCCCCGACAGCAAGAAGACACGCCUCGCUGAGGUCCACUUCAGCUCCAUGUAGCCCAUCACCAUCCCCACUCAGAGCAGCACAGUGUAGUCUAUCGCAGCCUGCCAGCCCAGUGCAGACCCACUCUACACAACCUUCCGGGUCUGUGCAGCUUAGCCUGCUUCCUCCUCAGCCUGCUACAAAGGAUUUCACCAAACCCAGCACCACAGAAUUGAAGUCAUUGGAGCAUGUCCCAAUGCAGCUGAGUCCCAACCUUGAUGACCAAACACUGGAAAGUAACCCGACCCCUCUUAGCCCCACCUCCGACCUACCCACAGUGCCCUCUGAUAGCCACGACACAGACCAGCAGGGUCCUGUUCAGAGUCCCCAUCACAGCCCCGCCACGCCCACACCAGAAAGCCUUGUUCACAUUAGCACUUCAAUUGAACACAGUAGCCUAGCUUGCUCACCUCGUGCUGAUGAAACGGAUGAAACUCCUCCGGCUGUCCACAUUAAUCUGAGUCCUGCUGACAGCCCAUCACACUGCACAGACGCUGUUGCUGGUGAAGCGAGCCCCUUACAUAUCCAGAGUAGUUCAGCGAGUGCUUGCCUCAGUCGUGCUAGUCAAAUGCCUCCAAACCCUGCCAGCACCAUCCAGGCCUGUUCUAGUCCCGUGUUAGUGGAGACAACUAGCCAUAUAGCUGGUGAGACUAGCCCUGUAACGCUACCAGCGAGCUGCUCUGAGCAACCAUUCGACUCCUCGGCACCUGUUGGAUCCUCAACGCAACCAACCAGCCCCUCAGCAGCAUCGGUUAUAUCCAUCCAGCUGGUCUCAUGUCAGGAUAAGGAGAUGGAGGUAGAAGCCGACCCCCUUCAGUCAAUAACCAGUCCCAGUGAUUCCAUAUCCUCUCCGGACUGCAGAGCUCAGGCUAGCCAAGUCUACACAGAAGCUGAGACUGGUUGCAGUCUGCUGGGCUUGAUGCAUGUUAAAGAGAGAACCAGUCUCUCAGUUUGGAGUUUUACAGAGCUCGCACAGACUCAGGCAAGCCAAAGUCCCACACACUUUGUCCAAACUAGCUGCAGUCCCUCUGAGACGAGCCACCUGCCAGCUCCGGCCAGCUGUAGUCCUCCACACUGUCCAUCAACUGAUAUCAUCCCAGUCAGUAGUUCUGUUAGCCACAGUCCACCUAGGUCUAGUCCUGCUGGUCAAGCUAGUCCUGUUCACAUACAAAGCACCUCAAGUGGUGCCCACUCAGGCCCAGUCCAAAGACAAACUCCCUCAUCAGCUAGCACGACGUACAGCAGCCCUGCACAUGCUGCUGUGGCCUGUGUUAGCCCGGGUCUCAGUCCGGCUCUCAGCCCAGCUCAUAGCCCGGCUCUCAGCCCGGCUCACAGUCCGGCUCUCAGCCCGGCUCAUAGCCCGGCUCUCAGCCCGGCUCACAGUCCGGCUCUCAGCCCGGCUCACAGUCCGGCUCUCAGCCCGGCUCACAGUCCGGCUCUCAGCCCGGCUCACAGUCCGGCUCUCAGCCCGGCUCACAGUCCGGCUCCCAGUCCGGCUCCCAGUCCGGCUGUCAGCCCGGCUCCCAGCCCGGCUCAGGCCAGUGAAACGUAUCGUAGCCCCCAGUACGGCCCAGGCAGUGGAACCAAUUCUGUCCUGACUGUGCCACAGCUGAGCCCCACUCUGGCUAGUUCAAGUCUUGAUGAGGACAUAAUUGCCAGUUCCACGAUCCAGAAUUCCUCUCUUCCCAUCGUGGUUCAGCUUGAUUCUGGUCUUGUUAAACCUACAGACAGUAUAGAGCGGAUGAGCCCUGCACCUGCCGGAUCCCUACCUGAAGACUCAUCUGCUGUUCAUCCCAACGGGGCUAGCCAGUCCCCAGAUAGUCCUGUCCCUGCCCCUGACAGGUCUGCUGCCUCUGGAAGCCCCUCGUGUCAAAGGCCAGCUGGCCCUGUUGAUGCUACUUCCACUGUGGCUAGCCGGAGCCAUGCUAGCCCUGCCCAUUCGAGUCCCACUCAGGAGAACACUGCGAUGCCUAGCACUAGCCACAUUGGUGAAAUGACCUCUGCCCCCUCACAGCUGAGCCCUCCUCAGCCUAGCUCUGUGCACACUUGCCUAGUUUCCAAUCCUGUUUGCAGCCCUGUGCAAUCAGGUAAUACACAAGUUAACCCUACCAGCCCUCUGCAGCCAGAGGCCAUCCCCAGUCCUGGACCUGGAGGCCCUGUGAGAGGGGAGGCCAGCCCUGGUCCUCAUUCAGUUAGCCCCAUUCUUGCUGCCCCUGGGCAUUCUGAAACCAGCCCUAGUCCUGGUCCUGGUAGCCCUGUGCAGGCUGGUCCUGGCCCUAGUCCUGGUCCUGGUAGCCCUGUGCAGGCUGGUCCUGGCCCUAGUCCUGGUCCUGGUAGCCCUGUGCAGGCUGGUCCUGGCCCUAGUCUUGGUGCUACUAGCCCUGUGCAGGCUGUUCCUGGCCCUAGUCCUGGUGCUACUAGCCCUGUGCAGGCUGGUCCUGGCCCUGGUCCUGGUCCUAUUAGCCCUGGGCAUUCUGAAACCAGCCCUAGUCCUGGUCCUACUAGCCCUGUGCAGGCUGGUCCUGGUCCUACUAGCCCUGUGCAGGCUGGUCCUGGUCCUGGUGCUACUAGCCCUGUGCAGGCUGGUCCUGGUCUUGGAGGCCUCUCUGUUUCCAGCCCACAGCGACAGGUGGCCGAACCAGAGUCUGCAGCCAGCGUGGAUGUCACCCUGGUGGAGCAGCAGCAGCAGCAGGAGGAGGAGACUGAAGAGGAGGAGGUGCAGAGAGACGAUCCCCGGUUGGAGGAGGUGGACGAGCCUCCACAGACAACAAAGCGGAGUCCAGAAGAGGAGGAGGAGGCUGACGGAGGGACGCAGGAGGAGCAGAGUCAGCACAGCAGCUCAACCCGUCCUCCUCCAGGAGUCCAGCUGGGGUCUGUGGACGAAGACCCUCCUCCUCCUGCCUCCCCCCAGCCCCCCUCACCACACUCUGCCUUACCUUCCUCCCCCCGUCCCCCUCCUCCUGGAGCUGGCUCUCUGGAGGUCCCCCCUCACAGGACUGCCUUACUCCCCUCCUGCCCCCCCCACACCCAGCAAGAGACUCCUACCAAUCACAGUGAAGCUGCCACAGAGGAGGCGGGGCUAGAGGAGGAGCCUCUCUGUCACGUGAUGUCGGCGAACGAUGAUGACGGCCAAUCACAGAGCCGGAUUGAACUUAAAGACACCAAAGAUAAGCACCAAUCACGUGCUGAGCCUUUAGAGGGGGCGGAGCCUCCAGAGCCAAUAGCAACAGACCUGGCAGAGGUGGUCGCCGGGCAACAGCCAAUGAGGGAGCAGGAGGAGGAGCAGGAGGAUGAGGAGGAGCAGGAGGAGGAGCAGUCAGAUGUGGAGGAGGAGGAGCCAGUGAGCCCCGUGCUGGAUCUGGAUCCGUCUCUAGACGAGGAGGUGAUGGCGCUGAUGGCCUCCUCGUCUCCUCCCCCCUCCCUCCUCCACCUCUCCUCCCCCAGCCCUCCCCCCGUCUCCCGUAGAGGGGCGGGUCGGACUCUCAGACCUCCUCCCUGCUCCUCCAGACCUCUGGAUGACCUCUCUCUCCGUCUGAGGCAGUCCCCCUUCUCCACCGAGGCCUCCCCCGAGACCUCCCCCACCAGGACUCCCGUCACCCCCCCUCCGCUGUCUCCGCCCUCACCUCCUCUACGCUACUCCCCCCUCGCCAGAGAGCUCCCACCUCUAUCAAAGACCCCGGCCGUCCCCCUCACCGUGCUCCCUCUGACUCCUAAGAUCGGGAUGGGGAAACCGGCCAUCUCCAAGAGGAAGUUCUCCCCCGGCAGAGCCCGGAUCAGACAGGGUUCGUGGUGGAGUAAUCGCAGGGCGGUGAGCCCCCCCUCGUCCUCCCAGGAUUCCAUGGGGGAGGCGGGGUGGGACAGCCCUAAGCCCCGCCCCCCGGACUCCCCCCUCUGGACCAUGAGAGUGGGUCGUGGCUCAGGGUUUUCAGGCAGGAGGAGGAGCAGAGGAGGAGGAGGUGUUGGAGGAGGAAGAGGAGGGAGAGGAAGGAGCCGGCUGAAGACUCAGGACUGUCUGACUGUGUCCCCUGGAUGUGUGUAUGUGGAGGCGUUCCAGCCGAAGGAGGAGGAGGAGAACUCGAUGCACAACACCGUGGUGAUGUUCUCCACCUCAGACCACUUCACCCUCCAACAGGACAUGUGUGUGGUGUGUGGCAGCUUCGGGCAGGGAGCUGAAGGACGUCUGCUGGCCUGCUCCCAGUGUGGACAGUGUUACCAUCCCUACUGCGUCAACGUCAAGGUGACGCGGGGUGGUGUGACGAAGGGCUGGCGGUGUCUGGAGUGUACGGUGUGUGAGGCGUGUGGCGAGGCCAGCGACCGACGCCUGCUGCUCUGUGACGACUGUGACAUCAGCUACCACACCUACUGCCUGGACCCGCCCCUCCUCACCGUCCAAGGGGCCUGGAAGUGCAAGUGGUGUGUGUGGUGUGUCCAGUGUGGCUCCUCCUCCCCGGGGCUCCACUGUGUGAUGAACAACUACAGCCGCUGUGGACCGUGUGCCAGUCUGAGCUGCUGUCCUCUCUGCCAGAGACAAUACACACAGGACGACCUCAUCCUGCAGUGUCAGCAGUGGGUCCAUGCUGUGUGUCAGGGUCUGAACUCUGAGGAUGAGGUGGAGGUUGCUGCUGAUGAAGGCUUCGACUGCUCGCUGUGCCGAACAAACAGCCGCGGCUCCUACGGCAGGUCAGAUGGUCUGGACUCUCCCUACAUGGCUCAGAUCAUCUCCAGGAUCAGAGAACCAGACUCUAAGACGUACACUCAGGACGGAGUGUGUCUCACAGAGUCCGGUCUGUCUCACCUGCAGUCUCUGGUCCAACCUCUGACCUCACCACGCAGGAGUAAACCCAAGCUGAAGCUGAGGAUCAUCAACCAGAACAGCGUGUCGGUCCUGACUCCUACUGACCCCGACCACCCGGCUGACCAGGACCCCGGCAGAGGUGACUUGGAGUGUGAGAUGAAAUCCGACUCCAGCCCCGAGAGAGACCACGCCCCCGACGAUGAUGUCACCAAGGAGCCUGAGAUCACCGACGGCAACAAGAAGAGGAAACGGAAACCCUACAGACCUGGUAUCGGGGGCUUCAUGGUGCGUCAGCGUGGAGCCAGGUCUGGUCCCAGCAGGAUCAAACUGUGUCGAAGAGACUCGACGGAGACGCUGGCGGCUCGAGACGAAGACGUUUCCAUGGAGACGGCGCCGGCCGCCGACCAGACCACGGAGAAGGCCAAGAAGAGGUACAGGAAGAAGAAGACCAAGCUGGAGGAGGCCUUCCCUUCAUACCUGCAGGAGGCGUUCUUCGGGCGGGACCUCCUGGACCGGAGCCGGCAGGUGGAGCGGCGGCCGGGCCCCGAGGCGCCAGGCGUCGGCCAAUCAGGAGCAGCGACGGGUGAUGUGAAAGGCCCCGCCCCUGGACCACAUGGCCCCGCCCCCUCAGGACUGGCGCCUGGCGCCGUGACGACCAACGCCGCGAAGAAACACGGAGCGCUGCCCAUGUCGGAGGAGCCUCUGUUGGAUCUCUCUGAUGUUCUCAACACUGAUCCUCACAUACUGGCCACAGGACACACAGCCGGCCUGGACAUGGAGCUGACAGGAAGUGGAGGACGCAGCCAGAGGACGGUGCAGGACGAGCCGCUGGACGCCAUCCUGAGCCCCGAGCUGGACAAGAUGGUCACAGACGGUGCCAUCCUCAGCAAACUGUACAAGAUCCCAGAGCUGGAGGGGAAGGAUGUGGAGGAGGUGUUUACUGCUGUUCUCAGUCCAAACAACAACAACAACAACAACCAGCCAGAGCAGAGCCAACACACACACACUGCUGCUGGGAGCAAGACACACACACAGCACGCAGCUGCUGUGUUUCCUCGUCUCCCUCUCAUGAACGGCCUGAUGGGAGCUGCUCCUCACUUCACCAACUCGCCCCUGAUGCCCAGCGGCGUCCAGACUCCCGCCGCGUUCAGGAUGCCGCCUCCAGAGAGCCCCGCCCCGGGACCGGCCUCGGCCAAUCAGGCGGCGGCGGCAGAGGGCGAGCAGGACGUGAUGUCAACGGCUCAGAGAGGAAUGUUGAAGUGGGAGAAAGAAGAAACCCUGGGGGAGAUGGCCACCGUCGCCCCGGUCCUCUACUGCAACACCAAGCACCCCAAACUGAGGGAGCAGCACCCUGAAUGGUCCACCAGAGUGAAGCAGAUCGCGAAGCUGUGGAGGAAAGCCAGCUCUCAGGACAGAGCUCCCUUCGUGCAAAAAGCUCGAGACAACCGGGCGGCUCAGCGCAUCAACAAGGUGCAGCUGUCCAACGACCCGCUCAAACGCCACCAGCCCUCGCCGCUGCAGCCGCCGCUGCAGCAGCAACAUCCGCCGCUGCAACAACAACAACAUCCGCCGCUGCAACAGCAGCCGCUGCCGCCGUCACCGCUGCCGCUGCCACCGGGGCCCUAUGACCCCCUCUCCAUGGAGGCGGACGGGGCGUUCAGGGACCCGCUGAGGCCCAGAGAGUCGGAACAGGAGCAGGAGUGGAAGCUCAGACAGGGAGAGGUAAAAGACAGAUGGGGAGCCGGUAAGAAGAGGCAGGAAAAUCUGACAGAUAAAGAUUGUCCCUACCAGGCGUCUGUAGCAGGAGGUGGCAAAGAGGCUCUGGUAAGAUCUCAAGGAGUUAAAGAAUCAGGUGACGGAGGUGUUUUAAACCGGCUUGGUGCUGCCUGUGGGCGGUCAGAGCGCCGCCGGCCCGCCUGGACCCUCCUCGCCGCGCCGCCCGCCCACAGGCAGCAGGAAGCGGCGGAGGUUAGAGGGGUCAGGGACAGCGAGCAUGUGAUGGUGUUGUUAACGUUCCUGUUGGAACCGACCGUCUCCACCUUUGUUCCUCAGCAAAUGCGUCAGAAGAGCAAGCAGCUGGCCAAGAUGGAGGCCAGCCAGAAGCUGGAGCAGGUGAAGAACGAGCAGCUGCAGCAGCGCCAGCAGCACCUCGCCGGCCGGCUGUCGCCCGACGCUGGCAGCCGCAGCCCCGCCACGCCGGGGGGCGGCACCUCACCCCUGCACCCGUCCAGGCAGCACCUCCUCCUGCACGGCCUGGGAGGCGCCGACGACGUCUUCCUCCGACCACAGGCCCCUCCCCCCUCCGGCUUCUCCUCGCUGCCUCACUCCCCCCUGCCCUCCUCGCCGCUCCACCAGCCCCCGUCCUCCCCUCAGGUGUUCUCCCCGCCCUCCUCCCGCCCCUCCUCGCCAUGGGACCCCUACGGUAAAGUGGCGGGCACGCCUCGCCCCGCCUCCUCCCAGACGCCCACGGCGCCCCAGCAGCAGCAGCGACACAACUCGCUCAGCGCCUCCCCGGCCCACGACGCCUUCGGCUCCCCCGCCCCGUCCCCCGACUCCAGGACCUCCGAGGUCUCCAGGACGCUGGGACCCCAACCAGGUGUGCAGCAGAGCCGGUCCGGUAUGAUGAGCCCCCCCUCUGGCUCGGCCCCGGACCUUUCGUCCAGACUGGUGGGCCUGCGAGCGGUUGAGGCGUACCAGAGGACGGGUCCCAGUGGCGCCCGUGUGUCUGAGCUGUACGGUCGGGGAGGGGACCUGGUCCAGGGCGGGUUGUUUAAAGCCCCCAUGCCCCCCCAGCUCCAGCCCCAGCCGGAGGUGUUUGGCAGCGCAGCAAGUGGAAGGAGGGACCCCUCCAGACCCACGGACCUGGGCUUCACCCUGCCCCAGUCUCAGGACGCUCCCUUCCCCUCCAGCCCGCUGUCCGGCCUGGGCUCCCCCCACCGCAGCCCCUACGGCCAGCAGAUCACUGACCCCUUCGCCCAGCAUUCACCUUUGACCUCCCGGCCCUCGCCUGACCCCUACGCCAACCCUCAGACUCCUGGUACGCCCCGCCCACAUUCUGACCCGUCCUACCUCGCCACGCCGCCCGCACUGAGACUUGACCAGUUCAACCAGCCGCCCUCCAACCGGCGGCCAUCCCCCUCCCACCCGAACCUCGACCCGUACGCCUCAAACCCAGGGACGCCCCGCCCUGCCGUCACUGAUCGCUUCCCACGGUCACCGGGGAGUCAGCGGAGCGCCGACCCCUACGCCCAACCCGCCGGUACACCGCGGCCCUCGUUGGACCCCUACGCCCAGCAGCCCUCCACGCCGCGGCCCCAGAAGGCUCCAGAGCCCUUCAGCCAGGCCCCAGGGGACAGCUUCACGUCUCAACCAGCAGGAUCCAGUUCGUCCCCCUUAGUCCCAGGACUGUCUGCAGAGACCUUCACCCCGACACGCCUACAGUCUCCAGGGCGACAGCAACAGGACUCAUUUCCCAGAACCCCCAGCAGCCAGACCCCAAAGCACCCUGGGAUGUCAGAGGACAGCAGCUUCCUGUCCGGUCAGACUCCGGGUCACGACCCCUUCGAGCAGGGUCACAUGACAGCAGGCCCCUCCCAGACGGACAACACCAUGACCAAUGAGAUGGCAGCUCUGGCCGGGGCCUCUCUGGAUGGACCAAUGAGUGCUCUGCCUCAGCUGGGGGACUCUGAGGAGAAGCUGAGACAGCGCCAGCGUCUCCGGCAGCUCAUCCUGAGGCAGCAGCUGCAGAAGAGCGCCUUGCGGCAGGAGAAAGGUCUGCAGGAGGCGUCUGGAGGAGGACCCCCCGCCGCUCCACCCGGACCCCCCUCCGGUUCUGCCACACCACGACACUGGUCCCAGGUGGACUCCUCCGCUGCUCCUCCAACAGACUUGUUCGGACGCCCCCCGCCUCCUUACCCCGGCACGGUGAGGCCGGCGGGGGCUCCAGCCCCCAGGUUCCCCGGAGGUUUCCCAGGAGAGCCGCAGAGGGGCUUCACCCCCAGCGAGCCUCCCUUCCCCAGGCAGAGCCUCCCCAGAGAGCUGGGGGUCCGAGGACCGGUCAUGAGGUUUGGUGUUCCUCCAGGAGCUCCAGGGAUUGUCCAGGACUCCUUCCUGCGUGCUCCCCAGGGAUCGGUGCCUGUGUCUGGGCUUGGUUUGAGGCCGGUGUCUUUGGACUUCACGGGGAUCCGUCCUCUCCCGGCUCCUGGUGCUCACAUGGUUCCAGGUGUCCCCCAGCCCUUCCUCCCCCGCUCCCUCCCCCUUCAGCAGCACAGCAUCAUGGGACAGCCCUACAUCGAGCUCCGACACCGGGCUCCUGAGAACCGGCUGCGUCUGUCCCUGUCGGACCCCGAGGCCCCGCUGCUCCACCCCAGAGACCCCCAGACGGCGGCCAGGCCGGGGGGCAGGGUGUGCGACCCUCCGCUGGGCCAGCACCUGGUGAUGGAGCAGCUGAACCAGCAGCAGCUGAACCAGCAGCAGCUGAACCAGCAGCAGCUGGGCCACGGCGCCGCGCUGAGCCAGAGCGGCGAGGCGGCGCUCCCCGGGCCCGACGGCAUGGAGGAGCACCUGGAGGGGGAGGACUCGGCCGUCAAGGACCUGGAGGACGUGGAGGUCAAAGAUCUAGUAGACCUCAACCUGAACCUCGACCCCGAAGACGGUAAAGAGGACCUGGAUCUGGGUCCUAACGACCUCCACCUCGAUGACUUCCUGCUCUCCGGGAAGUUCGACCUGAUCGCCUACGCCGACCCCGAACUCAACCUGGAGGACAAGAAGGACAUGUUCAACGAGGAGCUGGACCUGGGGGAGCCCGAGGACAAGGAGGGGGGCGGGGCCAGGAAGACAGACGGCUACGUCAAACAGGAAGUGCAGGACGCCGUCAAGACGGAAGGCGGGGACGGACCCUCCGCCUCCCAACCCGGGGCCCCCCCCCAGCCUUGUUCUGGUUCAGGGGCCCUGGAACAGGCUCCGUCAUCGGCCAUGGGUCCCAGGGUUCAGCCCCCCCCACCAGGAGGCCAACAGUCCGUCUUCCAGCAGCAGCAGAGACCGUUUGGACCCUCCCCCUCGGGUCUGUUCAACCCCCACCCUCUGACCCUGCAGCCCUCCCAGCCUCGCCUCCUCCUCAACCCCCAGACCCAGCUCCCACACCUGGGGGCCUCCUCCACCCAGAGCCAGAACCAGAACCAGAGCCAGAACCAGAACCAGAACCAGAGCCAGGACCAAGACCAGCACAGGCCUCUGCUCCUGGAAGAGCAGCCGCUCCUCCUGCAGGACCUGCUGGACCAGGAGCGCCAGGAGCAGCAGCAGCAGAAACAGAUGCAGGCCCUGAUCAGACAGCGGCCCACCCCGGACUCUGUGGGGCCCAACAUGGACUACGACUCUAUCUCCGACCCCAUCAUGAAGGCCAAGAUGGUGGUUCUGACAGGCAUCAGCAAGGUGAUGACGCAGGGCAGCCUGGGCCUCAGCCCCAUGGUCAUCAACAGGUUCCAGGGGCCCCCCGUGGCCCCGGGUCCAGAGGCCCCCCCCCAGCCUCCACACCUGGUGGGCCAGGUGUGUGAAGCGGUCCCAGCACGAGUUCUGGACGGGAAGCUGAACCCCCAGCUGGUGCGACCCAGCCCCCCCAGCUUCGGCCCCGGCUUCGUCAACGAGUCCCAGCGGCGUCAGUACGAGGAGUGGCUGGGCGAGACGCAGCGCCUCCUGCAGAUGCAGCAGCGCCUCCUGGAGGACCAGAUCGCAGCUCACCGCAAGACCAAGAAGUCUCUGUCGGCCAAACAGAGGACGGCCAAGAAGGCGGGCCGCGCCCUCGCUGAGGAGGACGCCACGCAGCUCCGCAACGUCACCGAGCAGCAGGGGGCCGUGCAGAAACAGCUGGAGCAGAUCCGGAAGCAGCAGAAGGAUCACGCCGAGCUCAUCGAGGACUACAGGACCAAGCAGCAGCAGCAGAGAGCUGCAGGGGCCCCCCAGAGCCUCCUCCCCCAGCCUCUGGUGUCCAUGCAGCCCCGCCCGGGGGGCCCCGUCCCGCCCCGCCUCCCAGUGGCCCCCCCUGGUUGGGCCCCUGGAGGCCGAGCGCCGGUGGUGAUGGGGCAGAGGAUGCCGCUCCACCUGCCCCCCGUCCUGCCUAGUGCCCCUCAGGCCCCGCAGGCCCCCCCGGCCCUGGGGCCCGGCCUCGCCGCGCCCACAGCGGGCUUCCCUGCAGGGCCCCGGGGCCCCACCGGAGGGCCCGCUGGAGCAGCCGGGGACGCGGCCGCCCCUCCUCAGGUGAAGUUUGACGACAACAACCCGUUCAGCGAAGGUUUCCAGGAGCGCGAGCGGCGGGAGCGCCUGAGGGAGCAGCAGGAGCGUCAGAGGGUGCAGCUGAUGCAGGAGGUGAAGCCUCGCGGCGUCAGUCAGAGCUCUGGCCGUACAGACACAGACACACAGCUGUUGUUCUUCUCCUCCCAGGUGGAGCGCCACCGCGCCCUGCAGCAGCGGCUGGAGCUGGAGCAGCAAGGCCUGCUGGGAGCUCCGCCAGGGGCCCGAGUCGCUCCGCCGGGGGCCCCCGCAGGGGACGGCCUGUCCCAGAUGCCCUUCUUCAGCUCUGAGCUGCCCCAGGACUUCCUGCAGUCCCCCCCGGCCUCCAGACCUCCUGCCCAGCUCCAGGGGCCGCCCUUCCCCCCGCAGGCCGGCCUCCACCAGGGCUUCACCGCGGGGCCCCUGCACCCCGGGGCCCUCCCGGGGGCCGGGCCGGGCCGGGCCCUCUGCGAGGUGACCAGGCCCCGGCCCUCGGCCCCGGGACCGGUGCGGCCCGCUGGGAUGACCCCCGCCCACCCCGGGGGUCAGGGGCAGCGCUUCGGGCACGACUCCUCCUCCUCCUCCCCCUCCUUCCCCUGCUCCUCCUCCGCAGGCCCCGCCUCCCUCGCCCAGCUGUACUCUGACAUCAUCCCCGACGACAAACCCACCAAGAAGAGGAGCAGGAGGAGGGACGGAGAGGACGCCGCCGGGGGCGGAGCCAGGACGCCGCUGUCCUCGCACUCUGAUGACAUCACAGCCCCGCCCACUCCCGCCAUGUCGGACAGCCACUGCUCCACGCCCACCCGGGGCGCCAUCGACCAAUCAGACGUUUGCUUCUCUCAGGGCUCCGCCCUCUCCGGUCUGGCCCCGUCGUCGGAGCUGGAGAGGCAGCUGUCCGUCAUCUCUGCAGCCCAGCAGAGAGGCCCCGCCCCCGGGCUGGAGGGCCACCGAGGGGCCCCGCCUGCAACUCGCCUGGAGGUCAAGGAGGAGCGUGAGGAGGGAGGAGCCUGUGGAGGGGGCGUGGUGAAGAUGGAGGAGGGCGGGGGGGAGGGACUCUCCUCCCCCUCACCUCCUCACGGGGGAGACGCAGGAAAGGAGCUGCUCAGACAGCUGCUGAGGGACAGAGCUCGCCGGCCACCACGCCCUCGCCGACCGGCCCCGCCCCCCCCCGCCGCACGCCGUCAGCUGUCCAACGACAGCGUCCGGUCGGAGGAGGAGGACGGGCCCGGCGCCCGCGGCGGCCUGGUGAGGAGUCGGCUAGGGAGGAGCGACGUGGCGCCGGCAGCAUGGCGUCCCUCUGACCUGUCUGUCUCCCUCCAGGUGGACAGUCCAGACGUCUCCGACCCGACCAGGAGGAAGACGCAGCGCUGCAAGAGACGCUCCGACAAGGACAGACCUCCUCCCAAAACCAAGAGGAGGAGGAAGGAGGAGGAGGACAGGACGCUCCACUCCUCCUCCACCUCCUCCUCUGACCCGCUGAUGACUCACCUCAGACAGCUGUCGGUGCUGCCCCUCAUGGAGCCCGUCCUGGGGGUUGACCUGAGUCUGUUCCCCCCGUACGGCAGCUCGUCUCUGGGCAGAGACUCCCGUCUGAGUGGCUCCUUCGGUAGCGGCUCCCUGGACGGAGUGACUGAUUACUACUCUCAGCUCAUCUACAAGAACAACCUCAGUAACCCCCCCACACCUCCGGCCUCGCUGCCCCCCACCCCCCCGCCCGUCGCCAGGCAGAAGCUGGUUAACGGCUUCGCCACGACGGAGGAGCUGGCGAGGAAGGACAUCAGCGAGCAGGAAGUGAAAGGUGUGAAGCAGAAGGGGGAGGGGCUUCUGGCUCUAAACCACGCCUCCAAAACCGUCGACGUCCCCGCCUCUCUGCCGACCCCGCCCCACAACAACCAGGAGGAGCUCAGGGUGCAGGAGUCUUCGGGGCGUGUCAGCCCGGACGGCUUCGUGCCGUCGUCGUCUCCGGAGAGCGUGGCGGACGCUGAGAUCAGCCGCUACCCCGACCUGUCCUUCAUCAAGCUGGAGCCGCCCUCGCCCUGCCCCUCGCCUACAAUACCCAUGAUGCCCUGCGCCUGGGGCAAGGGCUCUGCAGUGAAACAGGAAGUGAAGGCGGAGCCUCACCACCAGGCCCCUCCCUCCUGCUCUAACACUGACCUGGUCACCAUAGCGAUCACCCUGAACCCUGUGGCUGCUCAGAACGUGGCGGGCGUGAUGGCGGCGGUGGCGGAGCUGCUGCAGGUCCCCGUCCCCGCCGACUACCAGCUGAGCCGCCCGGCCGGCCCGGAGCGCAGCUCCCUGGCCCUGCUGGCCGGGGUCCGCGUACCGCUCACACAGGGUUCGGGGGUCAUGCGGCAGCAGAGACCUCCAGCUGCUGCUGUCAGGCCUCAGUGCUGCAGCUACUGCAAGGUGCUGCUGGGAAACGGAGUCCGCAUCGUCAAAGAGCUCAAACAGGAGGGUCAGUCCAGACCAGGAUCCAGUCUGGUGUUCUGCAGCCCAAACUGCUCCUCCCUCCACACGUCUGACCUGCAGAGCCCGACCGCUGCAGCCAAGGCUGCUGUCCCCGUCAUGCUGUCGGACUCGGAGCGCCUCCCUCCCAACAGGAUGUCUCACCAGUACACCAGCAACAUGUCGUCCAUCGCCGUCCACUCCCUCCUCCACACGGCCCCCUCGCUGCCCCCCGCCGCCUCCUCGCCGCCGCUCUCCUUCCCUCCCGCCGCCGCCAUCACCCUGGAGACCAGGCCCCGCAUGGACAGCCUCAAGGUGAAGGUGAAGCUGAAGCCCCGCCCCCGGGCGGUCCCUGGCGGGGACGACUCGCUGUCGUCUCGCCACGGGAAGAAGAUGAAGAACAUCCGCUGGAGACGCUGGAGCUUCAGCAUCACCCUGAGCAGGGGCCCUUGCAUCCCUAACGAGGCGGUUGCCGUGCCAACAGAGGAGGAAGUGGACGUGCUGUUGAAGAAGUUCGGGGCGUGUCUUAGACCGGACCCGUCCCCCAAAGACCAGCGGAGGUGCUGCUUCUGUAACCAGCAGGGGGACGGACGCACCGACGGACCUGCCAGACUGCUGAACCUGGACCUGGACCUGUGGGUCCACCUGAACUGCGCCCUGUGGUCCAGCGAGGUGUAUGAGACCCAGGCGGGCGCCCUGAUCAACGUGGAGCUGGCUCUGAGACGCAGCCUGACGCUGCGCUGCGUCUACUGUCAGAGAACUGGAGCCACCAGCGGCUGCAACCGCCUCCGCUGCACCAACACAUACCACUUCACCUGCGCCCUGCAGGCCCACUGCACCUUCUUCAAGGAUAAGACGAUGCUCUGCCACCUCCAUAAGCCCCGGAUGGUCCCUGUGGGCGGCUCCCCCUCCUCCACCCCGGGCCCGCCCCCCGACGCUGCGGCGAUGGCGGCCUGCGACCCGUACGACUGCGAGCUGCGCUGCUUCUCCGUGUUCCGGCGGGUGUUCGUGCAGCGGGACGAGGCGCGGCAGAUCGCCGCCGUGGUGCAGCGCGGCGAGCGGCAGCACACCUUCCGCGUGGGCAGCCUGCUGUUCCGCGCCGUCGGCAGGCUCCUCCCACAGCAGAUGAAGGCCUUCCACAACAAGACCGCCAUCUUCCCCAUCGGCUACAACGCCAACCGCAUCUACUGGAGCAUGCGCCACAGCAACAGACGCUGUAAGUACACGUGCUGCAUCGAGGAGCAGGACGGACGGCCGCUCUUCAAAGUCAAGGUGGUGGAGAAGGGACACGACGACCUCACGCUGACCGGACACACACCCAAAGCUGUGUGGGACCAGAUCCUGGAACCAGUAUCUCAGAUGAGAGCCUCCAGUGGGACUCUGAAGCUCUUCCCAGUUUACCUGAAAGGAGAAGAUCUGUUUGGUUUGACCUCGUCUGCAGUGACCAGGAUCAUCGAGUCUUUGCCAGGUGUGGAGACCUGUGAGCGUUACACCUUUCGUUACGGCAGGAACCCCCUCAUGGAGUGGCCUCUGGCCUUCAACCCUUCAGGCUCCGCAAGAUCUGAACCUAAAGCCUGUCAGACCAAGAGGCCCACCCUGCUGACCAGCGUGGCCCCCCGGUGUCAGGGCUCGGUGGGCUCCAUCGUGGGUUUGGUUCCCGGCGUCAUCGCUCUCUCUCCCGGCGAGUCGGUGGCCGGGGCGCACCAGGGCCGCCACUCCAAGUCAGCCCAGUACCGCCGCAUGAAGGCCGAGUGGAAGACCAACGUCUACCUGGCCCGCUCACGCAUCCAGGGUCUGGGUCUGUACGCUGCCAGGGACAUCGAGAAAUGUACGAUGGUCAUCGAGUACAUCGGAACCAUCAUCAGGAGCGAAGUAGCCAACCGCAAGGAGCGCCUCUACGAGUCCCAGAACCGUGGUGUGUACAUGUUCCGGAUCGACAACGACUUUGUGAUCGACGCCACCAUCACUGGAGGACCAGCGAGGUACAUCAACCACUCGUGCUCUCCCAACUGCAUCACAGAGGUGGUCACUGUGGAGAAGGAGAACAAGAUCAUCAUCAGCUCCUGCAGACGCAUCCAGAGAGGAGAAGAGCUGUCUUAUGACUAUAAGUUCGACCUGGAGGACGACCAACAUAAGAUCCCGUGUCACUGUGGAGCUGUCAACUGCCGCAAAUGGAUGAACUGAACACACAGCUCUCUCUCUCUCUCUCUCUCUCUCUCUCCCUCCCUCUCCCUCUCCCUCUCUCUCUAUCUCUCUCUCUCUCUCUCGGGGCUGAUGUCGAUCGCCCAUCGCUCUGUGGGCAGCUACACUUCAUAUCAGAAGUCUCAGAAUAUAAUAACGAUAAUAAUAAUGAUGAUAAUAAUAAUGAAAGUGAUCACACAGGAUCGUUAUCAGAGAUCAUAAUGAUCGGGGGGGAGGGGCUUAAUGAGGUCAGGGUGUGUGAUUGACAGGUGAGGGGGCGGGGCUUAUGACGAGGCUGGUCCUCUGUGUGUAUAUUGUGUAAAAAUGACCACAGAUGUAAAUGUGAGUGAACAAGCAGAAUGUCGACGUUGCACUAUGAAACCAGAAAACAACAAAAACAGAUCAAUUCCUACAGAAACACACUUGAUUCCUCCUCCCCCCCCUCCUCCUCCUCGUGUUAAUUUCCUGUAAGAUAAGAGGUUUUGUUCUUUUUCUAUUUAUUACUGGAUGAAGCUAUUUUUAAAUCGGCGGUGCGUUCGAGGUCUGGAGUUUCAGCGUGUAAAUAUGUGUAUGAUAAAUUUAAAGAGAAGAGAAAAGGUUUAGAGAUGUGGUGCUCAGCUUGGAGUCCGGCGGUCCCAGAGCCGAUGGGACCCAGACUGUGAACAGACCUGCUGAGGAGCGGGCGGGUUUCACCGCCGCCUUCGUCUGACUUUAGUUUCUUCUUCGUGUGUUUUUCACCCGGCGUGUCGACUGCAGGCGUGUGUGUGUGUGUGUGUUUUCACUUUGUGUUGCGGGGUCCUGCUGCCGUGUACAUAUGAGGUUUUCUCAGGACCCUGAAGUGUACAGAACGACAUGAAGCCUUGUUUUGUUUUUUUUAUUAUUGGACGUAAACAGAGUGUUACCAUGACGAUGUCUGUUUUUUUGUUUUGGGGGAAAUGUGGAACCUGAUUUAGAAUCAUUUACAGAAAAUAAAAUAUUUUACAUCUUGAAG
Messenger RNA from Centropristis striata (black sea bass), 21380 nucleotides. RefSeq names its product lysine (K)-specific methyltransferase 2Ca (gene kmt2ca). Gene Ontology annotation, molecular function: histone H3K4 methyltransferase activity; histone binding; transcription coactivator activity. The record is from RefSeq and is a predicted model, not a curated record. Gene Ontology annotation, biological process: positive regulation of transcription by RNA polymerase II. Gene Ontology annotation, cellular component: MLL3/4 complex; nucleus. Lineage: Eukaryota; Metazoa; Chordata; Actinopteri; Perciformes; Serranidae.